GGACCCGGGGCCGCCUGCGCGGGGCAGCGCGGCUUCCCUGGCUCCCGCCGGUAGCCGCAGGUGUGUCUUGAAGUCCCACAGACUGCCCUGGAGGUGGGGUGGCUGGAUUGCUCCCUGGGCUCCAAAUCGCUGGAUCCCCCUCUGCACUCCAACUCCCUGCCUGGUGGGACCUGGCUUGUAGGGGCCUUCAGCUCACCUCUGGCUGUGGUGGCAGCCCUCUCCCAGUUCCAAGCAGCCUUGGUUGAAGCAAAGAUUCUUAAGCUCUGUGAGUAAAAAUAAUCUUGUGUUUCCAGUUCACCAUGGCUUCUGCCUCAAGCACUGGCUCUCCUGAAUGGCUCCCUCUUCUGUUUCCUGUUGUUGCAGUGGACUUACUUCUGGGAGUGGUACCGGUUUAAAGUUGAAAUCCAAGAAGCUGCUUGAGAUUCUGAAUGCUCUGGAGGAGGAAUGUGGCUACAGCAAAGAGGAGAUCUUCAUUGCCCCACCUGAUAAUGCUUCAGGGGACUUCACUGACGAGGAUUCAGGUGAUGAAGAUGGCUGGCAAGAUGCCCACCUGCCUGGCAGUAUGCUGCAUGCCUCGGUUGUGCCUGAGGAUCCCAGCCCUGGGAAAGAUGAGGUUGACCUGCAGCUACAGCCAGCCACAAAGAGACUGAAGGCAAUAGUUGAACCUCAGCGUGUCUGGACCAAAAGAGAUAUCCAGCCAGACUUCAGCAGUUGGACAGCAUCAGAUCCUCACAUGGAGGAUCUCAAAAGUCAGGAGCUGAGUCCUGUAGGCCUCUUUGAAUUGUUUUUUGAUGAAGGAACAAUUAAUUUCAUCGUUAAUGAAACCAAUAGAUAUGCUUGGCAGAAAAAUGUCAACCUGGGUCUCACCAUCCAGGAACUGAAGUGUGUCUUGGGUAUUUUGAUUUUAAGUGGGUAUAUCUCUUAUCCAAGAAGAAGGAUGUUUUGGGAAACAUCUCCUGAUUCACAUCAUCAUCUUGUGGCUGAUGCAAUUAGAAGGGACAGAUUUGAACUGAUCUUCUCAUACCUGCAUUUCGCAGAUAACAAUGAGCUGGAUGAAAGUGAUAGGUUUGCCAAGGUCAGGCCUCUCAUUGUCCGAAUGAACUGCAAUUUCCAGAAGCACGCUCCCUUAGAAGAGUUCUACAGCUUUGGUGAGUCCAUGUGUGAAUACUUUGGCCAUCGGGGUUCCAAGCAACUGCGUAUGGGGAAGCCCAUGUGCCUCGGCUACAAGAUCUGGUGUGGGACCACCAGCACUGGCUAUUUAGUGUGGUUUGAGCCUUCACAAGGCACAUUGUUCACCAAACCAGACAAGGGCUUGGAUCUAGGAGGCAGUAUGGUGGUGAAGUUUGUUGAUGCGCUUCAGGAGCGUGGCUGUCUGCCAUACCACAUAUUUUUUGACAAGGUUUUUACAAGUUUCAAACUGAUGUCCAUUUUGAGGAAAAAGGGGAUAAAGGCCACAGGAACUGUUCGUGAGUAUAGGACUGAGCAUUGCCCCCUUAAAGAUCCCAAAGAACUGAAGAAAAUGAAGAAGGGAACAUUUGAUUACAAAGUUGAUGAGUGUGAUGAGAUUAUUGUGUGUCGCUGGCAUGAUAGCAGUGUGGUCAACAUCUGCUCUAAUGCUGUGGGCAUAGAGCCUGUGGGGCUGACCAGCCAUCACUCAGGAGCAGCCAAAACACGGACCCAGGUCCAUCAGCCAUCUCUGGUGAGGUUGUACCAGGAGAAGGUAGGAGGUGUUGGUCGGAUGGACCAGAAUAUCGCCAAGUACAAGGUGAAGAUCCGGGGCAUGAAGUGGUACUCAAGCUUCAUUGGCUAUGUCAUUGAUGCCGCCCUCAACAAUGCAUGGCAGCUGCAUCGGAUCUGUUCCCAUGAUGCCCAGGUGGACCUGCUGGCCUUCCGGAGAUAUGUCGCCUGUGUGUACCUGGAGAGCAAUGCGGACACAUCAUCCCAAGGGAGGCGAAGCAGGCGCCUGGAAACUGAGAGCCGUUUUGAUAUGAUUGGACACUGGAUCAUCCACCAGGAAAAGAGGACCCGGUGUGCCCUCUGCCACUCACAGACCAAUACCCGCUGUGAGAAGUGCCAGAAGGGAGUCCAUGCCAAAUGCUUUAGAGAGUAUCACAUCAGGUGAUGCCUGAAUGUGCCUGUGGAUGUUUGUUUUAUGAAUUGUAAUACUUGUGUUAUUUUUGUGUAGGGAAAAACACACCUGGGUACCUGAUGAUUUGGUUUUAUAUUUUCUCCCCACCUUCAUUACCAUUAUAUUUUCAUUGUCCUUAAUUAUACUUCCUUGUCAUUUAAAUUAAUAUUUAUUUUUAAUAUGUUAAAUCUGUAUUUUAUACUUUAUUUUAAUUUAUGGGCCCCUUUUUAUUCAAAUAGACAAACAGAUAUAACCAAAAACUUUAGAGAAACUUAUGUGAACAAUAAAAGACUUUUAAGCUUGUAUGCUAUUGAUUACAAUCUAAGAUAUAGGUAACAGUUUAUUAAUAUUGUAUAAAUAUGAUGAAAGAUAAUCUGCAUCAUAUUUACUUCUUUGUGUGUGUGUGUUAAAGUUUUCAACAUUCUUGUUCAUUUUUUCACAUUAUAGCUUUUUCCCUCCAGGUGUGGUCACCAUAGAUUUCCCACCACCAAAAUGCCCACAAUCCUGUACCACCCUGUACCAAGCUUUCUCUACUUUCUCCUUUUCCACCCCUACCCCUCCUGAGUGUCUCAGAUCUGUAUUCUCUUUUCGAGGAUCAGUCUUACAACUUGUCUUUGUCUGAUCUUUUGUUUGGCUUCUCUAGAUUCCACAUAUAAGUGAGCCAUCCAAUAUUACUUAGAAUAAUCCCUUCCAGCUCCAUCCAUGUUGUCACAAAUGGCAUGAGUUUAUAAUUUUUGAUCACUGAGUAGUAUUCCAUUGUGUACAUGUACCACAUCUUCUAGACCUACUUAUCUGUUCUGGGCAUUUAGGUUGUUUUCAUAUCUUGGCUUUAUAAAUAGUGCUGCAAUAAACAUAAGCAUGUAGGUUUCUUUGUGAAUGAGUAUUUUUGUGUCUUUGGGUAGAUACCUAGG
Messenger RNA from Talpa occidentalis (Iberian mole), 3039 nucleotides. Its product is annotated as piggyBac transposable element-derived protein 2. The record is from RefSeq and is a predicted model, not a curated record. NCBI's taxonomy places the organism in Eukaryota, Metazoa, Chordata, Mammalia, Eulipotyphla, Talpidae. The transcript has 4 exons. Bases 332 to 2122 code for a protein of 596 amino acids. Gene Ontology annotation, molecular function: sequence-specific DNA binding.